AUGCUCGCCGGAGCCGGCCCGGUGCCCGACGGCGCCCCGCUCCCCAAGGCGCCCCGACCCCUGGGCGCCGCGUCGCAUGCCCGCUGCCCCGACGGCGUCCCGCGCCGGAUGCCCCGCCCCCUCUCCGGCCCGCCCCCGACGGCGCCCCGCCCUCCCGCCGCGCCGGCCCCACGGCCGCACGGGAAACCCGCGAGUUCCCCAGCUGCGGGUGGCGCGGCCCCCUUAGGGGAGGCGCGGGGCGGCGUCAGGUGGGGCAGGCUGGGUAGCCGUGAUCUGUGCAAGGUCGGGCCGGGCCGCAGCUGUAGGUUGUGUCCUCGGGAAUGGCGAGGGGAACAGAGACCCCAGGGCCGCCAGCUGCGCUUCAGCCGUGGGUUCUUGCGGAGGCUGGAGGGCUCCCUGGUGUCCUCUGGGUCAUGCGGGCUGCGUGAUUUGCGGGACCCCGAGGAAAAUGAAAUUGUGAGUCUCCGUUCACGAUUGAAUACUUUCAAGACUGUGGCCGCAGAGCAGUCCCUCAGGCGGGUCCUCCUAAGUGCGGGGCCUGCGCGAGGCCCAGGCCGCGUUGUGCAGGCGGGCCUGCCUCCGGGCGCCCCUCUCCCCUUACCCCAUCCCGUACCCCAUCCCUCUCCGCAUCCCCGGGCCUUUGAGCCUCGUGUCUCCCAGCGCCCUCGACCUCGGGGGACGCUGACUGUCGUUGUGUCCUGCACUGGCAGGGGAGGAGCUCCCCAAGGACCGCGCCGGAGCUGCCAACAUGGUACAGAAAAUAGGCUCCAAACCCCUCUUCCUAUUCAUGUUAAUUUAAUGUCGCCUUGA
Molecule: messenger RNA, 810 nt
Organism: Callorhinus ursinus (northern fur seal)
Lineage: Eukaryota; Metazoa; Chordata; Mammalia; Carnivora; Otariidae
Source: RefSeq, a predicted model, not a curated record